AUGAGGCUUAGCGCAAUUGCUGUUACUGUCAAGCCAUUCACUUCGCCUACUAUUCCAAAACUCACUCAUAACUCUGUUCCGUCCACCACCAGCAAUCCUUUGAAGUUCAACACUACUGAAAACGCCAAGUUUUCAUUGACUCCUUUAAAACAUAGCUCACUUUUCACUGACUCUAACUCAGCUAAACUCGCCAAGAAUUGGAUGGAGUAUCAGGGGAUUAAUAACUGGGAGGGUUUGCUUGACCCUCUUGAUGAUACUCUAAGAAGUGAGAUUCUAAGAUACGGGCAAUUCGUCGAAGCAGCGUAUCGCUCUUUCGACUUUGACCCAUCUUCACCCACUUAUGCCACGUGUAAGUUCCCCAAGAACUCUCUACUGACCCGGUCUGGCAUUGGAGGUGGCGGUUAUAAACCGACCAAGAACUUGCGUGCCACGUGUGGGAUUCAGCUGCCAGGUUGGAUUGAUAGGGGACCGAGCUGGGUUUCGACUCAGUCCAGCUGGAUUGGUUACGUGGCAGUUUGUCAGGACAAGAAGGAGAUCGCCAGGCUUGGUAGGCGUGACGUGGUGAUCGCCUUCAGAGGCACGGCCACUUGCUUGGAGUGGCUUGAGAAUCUACGUGCCACGCUGACUUCUCUGCCUAAUGAAGUGGCCAAUGUGGGUCUUAAAGGCAGUGGAGCCAUGGUGGAGAGUGGGUUCUUGAGCCUGUACACUUCUGGUACCGCCACCUGUCCUAGCUUGCAGAACAUGGUGAGGGAAGAGGUCGGAAGAGUGCUCAAAAUGUACGGUGAUGAGCCCCUCAGCUUGACCAUCACUGGCCACAGUCUCGGUGCGGCACUAGCUACACUUGCAGCACACGAUAUAAACUCCAACUUCAGCAAUGCGCCGAUGGUGACCGUCAUCUCAUUCGGCGGACCACGUGUCGGUAACCAAAGCUUCAGACAGCAGCUAGAGAAAAGAGGGACAAAGAUUCUACGUAUAGUAAACUCAGAUGAUCUCAUCACCAAAGUACCCGGAUUUGUUAUUGACAACAAUGAGAUGGUAGACAAGCAGGCUGUGAAGGUGCCAAGGCUGCCAAGCUGGGUUCAAAAGCGCGUGGAAGACACGCAGUUCGUUUAUGCUGACGUGGGAAAAGAGCUGAGACUAAGUAGCAAGGAGUGCCCGCACCUGAGCAAGGGAAACGUGGCAACUUGUCACGAACUAAGCACAUAUCUCCAGUUGGUAAAUGGUUUUGUUAGCUCAAAUUGUCCUUUUCGGGCAACGGCCAGGAGAGUAUUAGGUAAACACCAUCGGGAAAAACUGGCAAGUUUGUAGUUUUUUUUUUUUGUAUUGGAAGAGAUUUCAGGAUAGGCAAAAAAACGUAUGUAUUAUAAUUUGUACAUAGAGAAGAUUAAUUAAUUAGGCAUUGUAGAGGAGGAGGAGGGUAUUGCUAAUUUUUUUUAGGAUUUGGGAUACGCCAUUAUUAAAUCAUUAAUUGAGAAUGAGAAAGAAGUCCGUCCCCAGGCCAGAAUUGUAAUGUUUGAGUUUGAUGGACAAAAGGAGAAGGCAAUUCCAAAUUAGAAGUGAACAACCCAUGUUAUUAAUACUAUUGAUUAAAAAA
Durio zibethinus is the source of this 1594-nucleotide messenger RNA. The record is from RefSeq and is a predicted model, not a curated record. Lineage: Eukaryota; Viridiplantae; Streptophyta; Magnoliopsida; Malvales; Malvaceae.